This is a messenger RNA of Cyprinus carpio (common carp), 5266 nucleotides long. RefSeq names its product dual 3',5'-cyclic-AMP and -GMP phosphodiesterase 11A. Lineage: Eukaryota; Metazoa; Chordata; Actinopteri; Cypriniformes; Cyprinidae. The record is from RefSeq and is a predicted model, not a curated record. Gene Ontology annotation, molecular function: 3',5'-cyclic-nucleotide phosphodiesterase activity; protein binding. Gene Ontology annotation, biological process: signal transduction.
AAAAAAAAACUUUUGUUUUAAAGAGUGCAGUAUGUGCUUACAUUAUACUGUAAAUCACAUUCAAGGAUGUGGUCAUGCUUUUGGUCAGCUGCAGAACUCAAUUUGUCCACUAGAGGACGAUGGAGCUGCAACUUUACAUAUAGGGAAAUAGUGAAUUAGUGAUAUCAUUUAACAGAUACCGUCCAUUAGAUAGAGAAUUGGCGCAAAAUAACCGCUUAGAAGGUAGAAAUAUGCAGUGCUAUUUUAUUUUUUAUAGUGGAAUGUAGUCGUAUGCAUACCUAACAAAAAUAUAAGGGCUUAUUUAACUAAUAUAUAGGUAAUAAUCUAAAAGAAUACAUGCAUGCAAUAAUUUAGCCAUUGCUUGCGACGUCACAAUAAUCACGAAAAGCCAUCGAGACUCAAUUUUUCCAGUGUCGCCGAGGAUGAGAGUCCUUAUAAUAAAACAGCCCAGUUUAUGAAAAGACUCCGAAGAGCACGGAGGGAGGGAUGCGUGCUCGUGACGUCAGCGAUGCACCUGCGAAGCGCUCUGUCGCAUCAUCUCACUGGCGCUGCUUUAGAAUGAACGAGAGCGAGAUGCUCCGCAUCGCAACAUGCUUAAACUCCGCUACUGUCGCGGGGGGUCUGUUGUUUGAAGUUUGCGAAUGACACGUUGGGCUCUGCACUCACAUAAAUGAUCGCGCAAACCGCGCGUCUCUUGCAUUUCGUUUACAGAUGACCGCCGCGGCAGCAAUGGCAGGGUCAAACAUGGUCUUUUCCGAUGUUGAAAGUUUUCUAGAUGAGCACCCCGAAUUAUUAGAGGACUAUCUGAACAGAAAAGGCAAGGCAAGUAUGGUGGAAAAGUGGAUGAAGAGCCAUCACGCCACUAAAACUCCGGCAAACUCCAGCGCGGAAGCGGAGAAAGCGGCGAACGCGUGCAGCAAAGACAGCUGGGCGAGCAGAAGCGACGGACUGCAGAGACGACCAUCGCAGAAAGAGCUGAGGAAAACCUUCGCCAGGUCUAAAGCCAUCAACGCCAACAGGACCUAUGACGAGCACGUGAACUCCAGAGCCCAGGAGCCGCUGACCAGCAUGAGGAGGCGCGCGCUGCUGCGUAAAGCCAGCUCUCUGCCGCCAACCACCGCGCACAUCCUCUCCGCGCUGCUGGAGUCCCGGGUCAACAUCCCUCAGUACCCCUCCACCGCCGUGGACUACAAAUACCACCUGAAGGAGCACAACGAGAGGGAGUUCUUCCUGGAGCUCGUCAAGGACAUCUCCAACGACCUGGAUUUGACCAGUCUGAGCUACAAGAUCCUGGUGUUUGUGUGCAUCAUGGUGGAUGCUGACCGCUGCUCCCUGUUCCUGGUGGAGGGACCGGCCAAUAAAAAGACUCUGGUGUCCAAGUUCUUUGACGUUCACGCUGGCACCACAGUGUUGCCCUCUCUCAGUAACUCAGAUGAGGUGCAGGUGCCCUGGGGAAAGGGCAUCAUUGGAUAUGUGGCUGAACAUGGGGAAACUGUCAACAUUCCCGAUGCAUAUCAGGACCAUCGUUUCAGUGAUGAGAUUGAUAAACUCACCGGAUAUAAGACCAAGUCUCUGCUGUGCAUGCCCAUCCACAACAGUGAUGGAGAGGUCAUCGGGGUCGCACAGGGCAUCAACAAGAGUCCCAAUGGAGCACUCUUCACUGAAGAUGAUGAGAAGGUGUUGCAGAUGUACCUGCCGUUCUGUGGCAUCGCCAUCUCAAACGCCCAGCUGUUCGCUGCCUCCAGGAAAGAGUACGACAGGAGCAGGGCUCUUCUGGAGGUUGUGAACGAUUUGUUCGAGGAGCAGACCGAUUUGGAGAAGAUCGUGAGGAAGAUCAUGCAUCGAGCUCAGACGCUGCUGAAGUGUGAACGCUGCUCCGUCCAGCUGCUGGAGGACAUCGAGUCUCCGGUGGUGAAGUUCACCAAGUCCUUUGAGCUUCUGUCACCCAAGUGCAGCGCCGACAUGGAGAACAGUUUCAAGGACAGCAUUGAAAAAUCGUCCUAUUCUGACUGGCUGAUUAAUAACAGCAUUGCAGAGCUGGUCGCCUCCACUGGGCUUCCUGUGAAUAUCAGCGAUGCCUACCAAGACCCACGCUUCGACGCUGAAGCAGAUCAGUUCUCUGGCUUCCAUAUUAGAUCUGUCCUGUGUGUGCCUAUCUGGAACAGUAACCACCAAAUCAUAGGUGUGGCUCAGGUCUUGAACAGAUUAGAUGGAAAACCAUUUGAUGAUGCAGAUCAGAGGCUGUUUGAGGCAUUUGUGAUAUUCUGUGGACUGGGAAUCAAUAACACCAUUAUGUAUGACCAAGUGAAGAAGUCCUGGGCCAAACAGUCUGUCGCUUUGGAUGUGCUGUCAUAUCACGCCACUUGCUCAAAGACUGAGGUGGAUAAGUUUAAGGCAGCAAACAUCCCUCUGGUGUGUGAACUGGGCAUUGAUAAACUAUCGUUUGAUGACUUCUCAUUGGAUGUGGAUGCCAUGGUCACUGCAGCUCUGCGGAUGUUUAUGGAGCUGGGGAUGGUGCAGAAAUUCAAAAUAGACUAUGAGACACUUUGUCGGUGGCUGUUGACCGUGAGGAAGAACUAUCGCAUGGUUCUGUAUCAUAACUGGAGACAUGCAUUCAACGUUUGUCAGUGCAUGUUUUCCCUGCUGACGACGGCCGGCUUCCAGGAGACCCUGACUGAGAUGGAGAUUCUGGCUCUGAUAGUGGGCUGCAUCUGCCAUGAUCUGGACCACAGAGGAACCAACAACGCUUUCCAGGCCAAGACGGGAUCAGCUCUCUCUCUUCUUUAUGGGACAUCAGCCACGCUAGAGCACCAUCACUUCAACCACGCUGUUAUGAUCCUGCAGAGCGAGGGUCACAAUAUUUUCUCUAAUCUGUCGUCACAUGAGUAUGGAGAACUCAUGCAGCUCCUGAAACAAUCCAUACUGGCCACAGACCUGACGCUCUACUUCCAGAACAGGAAUUCCUUCUUUGAGCUGGUGAAUAAGGGAGAAUACAACUGGAACGUGAAGGAACACAGAGACAUGUGCAGGUCGAUGUUGAUGACAGCGUGUGAUCUGGGUGCUGUCACUAAACCCUGGGAGAUAUCAUGCAAGGUUGCAGAGCUGGUGACUAGUGAGUUUUUCGAGCAGGGAGACAGAGAGCGAUCAGAACUGAAACUGACUCCCUCGGCCAUUUUUGACCGAAACCGCAAAGAUGAGCUGCCAGGUCUUCAGCUGGAGUGGAUUGAUGGAAUCUGUGCACCGCUGUACGAGACAUUUGCCAAAUUAAACCCCAAACUACAGCCAAUGGUUGACUUGAUCAAGGCCAAUCGUGCCAAAUGGGAAGAGCUUCACCACAGACACCAGCGCAGCCAGGAACGCAGCAGCCCUGGCAGUCCAUGUAACGCAGACGCCACUGCAACCAGCUGCAGCUGAGAGAGAAACCUGCCAGAUUUCUCCACAUGCUUCUCUCUGACCCGCAGCAAUGCAGACGGAAGGAGUUUUGACCUCUGCUGCAUGCGUCAGACCAGCAGCCAUUACCUCACUAGCGCCCUCUAUCGGGCAUUUGCUCUGUCUGCGAGCACUUCAGGCAACCGCGACCGAGUUUGCGUUCGUCUCCACAGUGCAAAGACUGCACGUUUAGCUAGCAACGGAGAACCUUAGGGAUGUGUUUACGCCCAGAAGCUAAUUGGCUGAAUUAGCUACUUUAGGGCUAGCAUGCUAACAUAAAGACUGUAUCGUGCGUGUAAGCUACUUUCAGCAGGGACUGUUUAAGAAGGAUUGCCACUUUUUGAUAGGUAUGAUAGUGUAUUUUUCCCUUUGUAGCUUUGAUCUUGUUGAAUGGACACAUGUCCUGAGCACUGGAGCGUGGUUCUGUCCUGUGCGUAUGUCAUGUGAAGAAGUGACUGCUGCAGGAUUUGUCUCUGUUGUUUUAGCUGAUGUAUUUAUUCCAGGAUCAGGGGUUUGUGGAGCCGUGGGGCUCUUGGCAAUGCUUGCAAUGCAAAUCCACUCCAGCGCUGUACUCUGUGCCUUGGUAAAACCCUAUGAUAAUGCAUGCAGCCCAUCCUUGACAUCACUCUUCUCUCUAGUUCACACUGCAUAUCAUCGUGGAUUUCCCCUCAUGUCUUGGCCCUGUUUCAUAUCUUGAAGGUAAGCAACGUGUUUUUACUCCAGCGCCCAUGAUGAAAAAUUUUAAUUCUGGCAACAUUUAUUCACACUUUUAUUGUUUCAAGUACGGGGUGUGCGAUAUAUAUUUUCUACGAUAAUAUCAUAAUUGUUCAAUCGAUAUGCGAUUUGACAUUAUCAGGUAUAUUGCAAAAACCUAACAAUAAACAUGUCCAAUAAACAAGAAGCUAAUAAGGUGUUUCGUUACUGAUCAGCCUUUUGAACGAAUCUGUUGAAUGAAUGAUUCAAUGACUUGACGACGAUUUUAAGUUUAUAUUUAAAGUAUAUUUUCCCUUUUUUGCCAAAAUCCUUUUAAAUAUCAGCAUUCAGUGUUUUUUUAAUAUUAAUUAUGUAUUUGUAGCUGCAGGUUGAAUGCAUUCAUGUCCUGCGUCUAUGUGUAACAGUCUAUGUGAAUGCAUCUAAAUGCCACUUCAGAUGCAGAUUCUGUGCCACCUCUGCAUUGCAAAUUUAAUUUGAGUGGUAACAGCCCUAUAGUGUCUUACUUUUUGAAUUUAUUGAUAACAUUGAAGAAUUUCACACAAAAGAUGCAUUUAAUUAUGUUAAAAAAUUGGCCUUGUAAAGAUACAAAAUGUUCAUAAAAGGUAAAAAUCAAUUUAAACAUAUUGGAAGAGUUUAUUUCUGUUACUCCUACAAAUUAACCACCUCACAGAAUAAGAAGAGGUUUUGGGAUUCAGCUGUCCACGACAGUCUUAAACCUGCCAAAAUACCAGCACAAUAACCUGCUCAGCAAAAUAUUGCCUAUUAUUAUUAUUGUUAUCAACAAAAUUCCAGAAAAUAUAUAUAUAUUUUUUUUUCAUAAUCGCACACCCCUAGAAUGUAUGAUGCAAAAAAAAGAGAAAUUCUGACGAUUUGUACUCUGGUGCGUUUCCCAAAAUCAUAGUUAACCAACAAUGCUUGCAAGUAGGGAUGUAACGAUUCACGAUUCGAUUCGAUUCAUGAUUUUUUUUUACGAAAUGAGAUUGAAGACAAAUUAUAAAUUAAAUGUGUCCUUUUAUUAUUGCUGGGACAAAAUGCUGCACGUUUCUUUGUAAAAUUGAUAUAUGACACUGUAAUAAUAUACUAAUAUAGCACUUGCAUAUUAUUGCUCUUUUGUUGGUUUUGA